This is a messenger RNA of Neolamprologus brichardi, 506 nucleotides long. NCBI's taxonomy places the organism in Eukaryota, Metazoa, Chordata, Actinopteri, Cichliformes, Cichlidae. The record is from RefSeq and is a predicted model, not a curated record.
AUGGCCGUGUCCAUCGAUCCAGCCGACUACAAUGUCAGAGCGAAGAGCGUCCGAGGCCCGGUCCCCGUGUUCGACCGCUCCAAACACGCGCACGUCAUCGAGAACUGCCACUGCUACCUGUGCCAGGUCGAAGUGGGACCGAAGUCGAAACAUUGUAGCGCCUGUAACAAGUGUGUGGCGAACUUCGACCAUCACUGCCGGUGGCUCAACAACUGUGUGGGCAGCAGGAACUAUAAGUUGUUCCUCCACAGUGUGAUCUCAGCUCUUUUGGGAGUUUGUCUCAUUCUUGUUGUCGCCUCCUACGUCUUCAUCGAGUUCUUUCUGGACCCCACUAAACUCCGCACCGACAAACACUUUCUGGAAAUCAAGAAGUGGAAGCUGAGGAUCGCAAGGGGAAAGAAGGGUGAUUAAAGUGACUGAAUGCAGCAUGGUUGUUUGUGUCAGGUGGGCUGGUCUGAGUAGUUUGUUUCCUACACAAACCAUCUGUGGGUUUACUGGGAUGGGUU